ACACACACACACACACACACACAGCUGCAGGUGCGGCACGUGCUCUAUUGUUGCCGCUUGAAAUCAGCACGCGGUCAAUAAACUCAUGUAAAACAGCGUCUCGAGCACAAAAUCUAGAAUCACCUGCAGCCCGGUGUGCACGCGCCACGUGCACGUUCUCUCAAAACCUGUGAUCAGACUUCAACAUGUAGGGCACUUACAGCCCACACACACACACACACACACACACACACAAGUGCUGUUAAAUUGAUCUGAGAUCUUAAAUAGUAUUAGAUGAAAUCACUGUAGUGGAUUGGGACUGAACCUGAAUUCUGAUAAUGUGAUUGGUCGUUGUUGGAUUUGGGACUGGACCCUGCAGUGCCCACCCGGGGGUGAGUGCAGUUCCAGUGGAGACUUCAGUGCAGUGUGUAUGAGAGGAAUUUCCGCUGUGAUUCUUCACCUGAUUGUUUGUUUGUUUGUUUCCACAUCAAUGGAAAAACAUGUUUUGAAGUUCAGAUGAAAAGCCGCUCCGCUUUGUUCUAAACCGCUUCACUCCCACGUGGGACGUGUUACGAGGCGACACCAUUCCGUCGACCUCAUUUACAUAUUCCAUCACUUCUAGCCAAUCAGAGUCGCGAGUGGUCUCUGGCCAAUCAGAGGCGAGCGCGAGGGGAAAGUCCUCACAGCUCUGCCGAGAAUCUGCGCGCGCUGAGUUUAUAAAGAGGAGCUGAUGGAGCGCGAGACAAAGAACUGCAGGGAGAGAAACAGGACUGAGAUCUCACUACUGCUCACUACAGCCCAAACAGCUCUAUACCACAGCUCCAUACAGGUCCAUACAGCAGCUCCAUACAGCUCCAUACAGCAGCUCCAUACCACAGCUCCAUACAGCAGCUCCAUACAGGUCCAUACAGCAGCUCCAUACAGCAGCUCCAUACCACAGCUCCAUACAGCUCCACACACACUUCUCUGUUGUGGAUUAUACACACAGCUGAUCUUUCAACAUGACUUUUGAGGAGAUUUGCAGACAAGAAAACAACACAGAAACCAGUGACAGUGUGCACAUGCACAGUGCAGGUCGGGUUCUGGAGGAGGUGCUGGUUUCGUCCAGACAGCAGGACUGGCUCACAGUGGGAGUGUACGAGUCUGCCAAAGUCAUGAACACGGACCCGGACAGUGUUGCACUGUGUGUCCUGGCCUCAGGUGAUCAGUACGAGUGGGACGUGGCGCUGCAGAUCCACUUCACCCUCAUCCAGGCUUUCUGCUUCGACUACGACAUCAACAUCGUGCACGUGAGUGACGUCGAGCAGCUCGCGCACAUCGUCUGUGGUGGUGAGGACACGAGUGACGGCGGGGACACACACUGCAUUCUGGUGACGAGGCCGAGUGAGGCGGCGUGGAAGGACGCAGGUCUGGAGAAGCUGGGUGUGUUCUGUGAGGAACGCAGGAGUGUGUGUGAGUGGGUUCCUACCGUCACACUCCCUGAGCGAUGAAGUGCACUAGCCGGCUGUGUCUCAAUUACAACAACCACAAAAUGGACGAGUGUCCUGGAUAACAAGUCGUCCUGCAUGAGAGGGGUUUCGUCUGGACCGAACCAGAACCGGAGCUGUGUGUGUGUGUGUGUGUGUGUGUCUGCGACAAGAUUACGGAGAGUAUGCUAGUGGACUAGUAUGGAUCUGAAAGGAUACUUGAUCUGCACCCUGCAUUGCAUGAUGGGACGGCUUGAGCUGAAGACAGAAUGGAUUGGAAGAGAAGUGAGACUUAAGGAACUGUUUGGGGAACUGUUAGAGGAACUGUUAGAGGAACUACUCGAGUGUUUCUAGAAGAAUAGCAGCAUGUGUGACAGAAGGAGAACCAGGAAGUGAAGUCCUUCUUGUCUUGUUUGGAUGGUUUUUCUGUCUGAAGGACGUUCAGAUCAUUGGAUUAGUCUGAACUUCACUUCCUGUUCUGGAUGGAUUCAUCUUGAUUUGAUUUAUUUUUGCUUUUUAUUUAUUUUUUCUUUAUUUAUUUUCUCUUUUAUUUCUUUGAAGACCUCUGUAAUGAAGUCGUGCUUUCAAAGCAAAUCUGAUUUUCCAUAAUAAAAAACUAAAAGAUCA
Molecule: messenger RNA, 2072 nt
Organism: Silurus meridionalis
Lineage: Eukaryota; Metazoa; Chordata; Actinopteri; Siluriformes; Siluridae
Gene: gadd45ga
Product: growth arrest and DNA-damage-inducible, gamma a
Exons: 4
Coding region: 981-1469 (162 amino acids)
Biological process (GO): regulation of cell cycle
Cellular component (GO): nucleus; cytoplasm
Source: RefSeq, a predicted model, not a curated record